AACGUUGCUGCGUUCGGCCCGACCAUUUCCAAGAUGGCGAAGUGCGCGUGACAUCUAUCGUCGUCGGUCUGUCCGCCAGUAGUGAACACAACACUGUUGCCCGCAGAUAACGCGCGCGCGCACACACGUAACGAGUAACGACGACGCCGUCGCGGAUAUAAUAUUUUUAUUUCGAUAACGUAGAGUUGUUCGUACUGUUCGUAUUCGAUUUUUCCGACCGUUUUGUUUUUGUGAUAUCCUCCGCCACCCGAAAAAGUGUUUCCCCGAACACACACACACACACACGUACGGUUUUCGCCAAUGGAUUCGAUUUGGUGAGUCGACUUUGAUGGAUACAGUGCAAUGCCGAGACGACGGAACGGAGAGAUACCGUUGCCCGACGGUUGGGAUUUCGCGAGGGACUACGACGGAAAAGUGUAUUUCAUCGAUCACAAUACCAAGAAGACCACUUGGAUCGACCCCAGAGACAGGUAAAUCGAUGAUGUUAAUAAUAAUAGUAUAAUUUACCGGCGAUUCUUUUUGUUUUCAAAUAUUUCCGUCGGUACGGUUUUCGGGACCACGUUCCGGCGAUCCCGCGGGAUUUCGGGAGCGUGUAUGCGCGCGUUCACGGUGUGCGUGUGUGCGCGCGCGAUUUCAGUUGUGAAACGCACACGCGCAUUCCUUUGACAGAAAUCCGGCUGGAACAUCACGUUUUUUUUUUUGAACUGUCGUCAGUGCCAUCUAUAUUGAAAUAUGCCAAACUAUCCGCCGCGCCGCCGUCUCCCUGCGCCCCGCGCAUCUCCCACCCGUCCCGCCACUCACCGCGCGUUGCCCAUUCAGUGUUCGGCGAGUACGAAUUUAUCCAAACAACCGUGUGUGUGUGUGUGUGUGUGUGCGUGUGCGCGCGUGUGUUUUACAACUACACAUUGUAAUGGAAAUAAUUAAUAUUUAACGCACACGGUAUAUUAUUGUUAUUAUUAUUGUCAAUAUAUUAUUUUUUACACACAUAAUAUAUAUUUAUGAAUACAACUGGUAUUGAAGUGAAAUCUUUUACAGCGCGGUACUUAUUUAUACCCGACGUUUUAUAUAUAAUAUAAUGAAAUACGACAAAAUCGUAAUUUUUUUUUUCCCCCCAUAUCUGUUUGAUCUGUUCGCGUUCGACUAAUUAUAUUAUAUACGUUUACGUUUCUCUCUCUCUCUCUCUCUCUCUCUCCGAUACGCUUAAAAUAAAUUAACAUCCAGGUCAUCUGAUCUAUUAGAGAAGCGUUAGUCGUUACACCGUAUAAUAAUAAUCGUAAUAAUAUUAUAAUCCCCAAAUUUGUAUAGUGUAACGUUUUGAAAUUAAUCCGAAUAACACGAUAACAGUCCGAUGCUUGUUUACGUUUCAAAUCGCUUAUUAUUAUUGUAGGUACUUAUUUGCUCUUUUUGUUUUUGUUUUUUUUUUUGUAAAUUAACUUUCGAUAUUUAUUAUAACGCAUAUUUUUGUAAAUGUUACAGAAAACAAUAUACCUGGGUAUUCUGUAAAGAAUCGUGUACGAUUCGAGGAGUGGGAGAACCACGGGGUGGCCAAACGAUAAUUCGUCCCCGUCUAUAGUUUAGAUUUUUUUAAGUUGGUAUUUCCGAUUGUAUAGUUCCGGAUGGAGGAAUUUCAGGCCAAUACAAAAACGUCAUCGAUAAUAAAUUAUUGUGAGUUUGAUUCGGUUUCGAAUAUUUGAUGUGGUGUAAGUGGUUGAUAAUGUUCGGAAACUUUAUCUCGAAAUACCUGAAAUGACUGUACAUACAGCUCGUACUAAAACGACGCCACUGACCUAUAGAUGUUUGUCAUGACGUGUUUAUAAAGUAGAAUUCUAUGCACCUACCUUUAUGAAAGAAGGUUCCCGGGAAUCAUAAAAAAAACCAAUUAAAAUCGUAUUAAAAAAGAAAAACCUAAAACGAUUUCAUAGUUACUCUAAUCUCCCUGUCCCUUAUUGGAUUCGCCCACCUGUCUAUAUAGGUGUAUUAUACCUAAUCACAAUAAUUACAUUUUUACAGGUAUUACAGGUAUUAACCAAUUAUAUUUGUUUCAUACCUCGUAAAUUAUACAGUUAGACCUACCCGCCGUAGAAAUUCGAGUGCUCGGCGUUUGAACCCUGGGAAUUUCACUCCGUAUUUCAUUUACAACGUUUAGACGGUUCUUUCUUUCAAAUAACAAGAUUUUGAUAUUUUAUUUGAUUCUACUGUAUUAUACUACCUGGGUGUUGUACGUAUGCAUUUUGAAACGAGAUUCAAAUCGAAAGAAAUAAUUUUUAAAAUUCAUACUUCUAUCGUUCAAGUGCAAAAUACGUUAACCGUUUAGUUUGCGUUCUAAUCACGAUUAAUCGUUUUAGGCCCCACCGUCCCACCCCGUUCCACACCCAAACCGUUUUUUAAAAUAACUCUACGGUACCCUAGGUACGUUAACCUAUUCUGUUUGUCGUGAUAUUACGUGUUGACUGCAGUUGAUGUACGACGUUUAUCGUUUUUAUCGAGCGUAUUCGAAUAGAUUUAAACUAUUUAAUAGGAUAUAUUGUUUAAUAAGAAAACAAUUCUAUACUAUUAUAUCCGCGCUAAUUCCUAGCGGUUGUGUGAAUACUUGAAAGUUGUAACGACGCGUUCGUUCGAUUAGCCGCCGCGUUACUACGGAUAUUGGCGGCCGCCGCCGUAUAUUAUCGGCCGAAAUAGUUACUCGGCCCGGGCGUAUACGGAAUAAUAGAUAUUGCGUUCCAGUGACGUGCCGAAGUAAGUUUUUUCUAGGCAAUUGCCGCAUGACUAAAAUGAGCGGGUCGUCUGGUCAUCGAAUAAUACGUUAAAUGUUGAUAAGGUAAAACUAGUUCGGAGAUCAGAGAUGCCCUCAUAGUUUUGCCUGUCAUAUUAUUUAUAUUAUUAAUAUACCUACGUAAUAUAAUUAUGAUAAUUUUGGGUGGAUUGGUUCUAAUUUUUUUGUUUUGCCGCCCCAAGUAUAAGAAAUGUUCAGCACGCCGCUGUUGUGUUCGAUAAUGAUAAUAAUAUCGUAUUAUUAUUGUUAUAUCGAGCGCCGCGCCGCGCCUGUAAUGCGUAUUACAGUACAGAACGCAUUCGUGUUUACCGAUUUCGUAAUAUUUAUUAUAAUGAUGCGGGUACGAAAAUCGAAUUCGUUUCAAAAUACGGCGGCGGCGGCGGUUUAAUAACUUCAAAAUCGCAGUUAUAUAGCUGUAUUAUAGGUAGAGACGUAUAUUAUACCCGUGAUACCUCUCUAUAUACGGCGAGUUAACAUUGUUUCGUUACGUGCGGUAUGCGUGCAUAUAUAUAUAUAUAUAUAUAUAUAUAUAUACAAAAACAAAUAAAUUAUAUAGGUACGCAGUUGGGUAUAGGUAUAUAGUAUUGUGUAUACAUAAUAUGUUUUUCUGUAGAAUUUAUACCUAACGAACUUGAAAAACUGGUAUCCAAACAUUCCGAACGAAAACCCGGUAAGUCGUAACGUUUCGAACUUUUCUCGUCUUCUUAUAAUAUUAUAUACGGGUAUAGGUUAGGUAUAUGUGCAAAACGUCGCCGUCUUCAUCGCAAUGUUACACGGUUUUUCAAAUCUCGCUUCUUACAUGUAGAAACGACGCGGUUUUCCUUGUACAAAAUAUUAUAUCCGAUUGCCCAUACUAUCGUUUUGAUAAAAACGUCAAUGUACACUCUAGUGUUGAAUCCGGGUAUGUAACGGGGGGGGGGUCGAUAGCCUUCCCUGCAAAUUUUUUUUACCCCCCCCCCACUCCCUUGUUAAAUGUAGGCAAUUUAAUAAUCAAACAAAUCAAAUUGGUCUUAAAAGAGUAGAUAAACAAAAAAAAAAAAAGAAGAUCAUUACUAUAAUUUUAGUAAUGCUCCCCCACCAGAAAAAUUGUCUGAAUUCAACACUGGUACACCCGCGUUCGAUUAAAAUGUACAUCGAUGCGCCGCAAUAACAACUGUAUACUAUUAUCGCGUGUACGCGGGCCGGCGCGAACAAACGUACGUUUCAUUUCCAAUAUUGUUAAUUAAUAACAAAAAUAAUUCAAAUUUUACUCGGGAACGGUAUGAACGUAUUCAUUUUUUUUAUCUAUAAAGCGAUGCGCGAGCGCGUGUGUGUUGACAUAAUAAUGUAAUGUCGUGUUAAAAAUAAAACGUCCCGACGGCGGACGACGAGGACGCGCCGCGCCCGCUCGAAGUCGUGUCGCCAUGCUGUCUAUUACUGCGGCUGCACUUGUGCGUUUCUGACGUCUCGAUCUUUUUGAUAUUAUAUUUUCCCUUCCGAUGUGCCAUUAGAAAAAUAAAAUGCGAUCCUUUCUUGUGCCAAUUAAAAUUUCACAGACGGUUGGUCUUUCGGAUCGGGUAUAAUAGGCGGUGUACUGCAGUAAUGGUAGGCAGGUAUUCAUUAUUUCCUAUCGGCGUUUCGGAUUUUGCAUUAUUCUUUGGGGUCUUGCAAAUUUCACAUUACACGGUCAAAUUGUACAUGAAUAGUAAUUCAUACUAAUUUACGAGUUUAAAAACUUUUUACAACAUAAUUGUAUUAUUACAAAGUUGCAUUGUGUUUAUUUUUUCACUUUUAUUUUUUGGGGCACAUCGGUCAUCUAUACUUUUGAUUUUCAAAUAGCCGUGCGCUGUGCCGAUAGUUUAUCGAUAGCAUGUACUCGUUUCAAAUUGUCGAUGGUAUAGUAUGAGAUAUUACGAUGAGAAGGUAAUUAGACGUUCCCAACUUGACUUAAGUGGAUAGCAAAAAUAUUAACUUACAAAUCUCGAUUUCGGCAAUCAGUGUUCACAAAUAUUAAAUUAUAUAACGAAAUAAUAUCAUUGUGAUAGUUAAUUUAUUUUAAAGUUACAUUGCCAUAAAUCAAGUUAACCAAAUGGAACGUUUGGUAAUUUAAAAUGAAAAAACUGUUAAAUUCUUUGACAAAGUAAUUGAAUUAAAAUUCGAAAAAAAACAUUCAAGUUGAUCAGAUCGCAUUGUUGACAUAUUUCACUUGUCAAUUUUUUGUGCGUUUCUCAGCCAGAUGAAAAUUAAUUAAACUGUAUAAAUAAUACAAAUUAUUUAAAUACUGGUGAAAUAAUCGAUAACCUUCUCGAUUAUCUAUAAAUAGACGUUGCCUAGUAAUUUCAAUGCAAAUCACAAACACUAUUUUCGACUACCCGCGGUGGUGUUAAUAACACAUCUUUAUUUUGGUGCAAAUUACAGACAUUCGAGAGCGUAUCUGUUACGCGGUUAUUAUUUUAUUUUAUAAAAUGAAUAAUUUACCACACGCGAUCAAAACGAACGGAAUUUCCGUAUUGGAUGAUUUAGUUUGUCACAAUUAUUAUUUUAUUGUAAAAAUAAAAUCGGUAUACCUAUAUUAUCAGUAACAAAUUUUUUUUGCGACCUUUUUGACCAUUUCAAGGUUAGGUAAAACGAGAUAUGUAUACAAAUUUCGUUUGGAAUCCACUACCGGCUGUCUUGACCGCUGUAGACGUUUAACGGUAUAAUAAUAAUAAUUAUUAUUGUUGUUUAGUACAUUGUAUGCAAGUAGUUUUAUAGUUUGCGGAGUAAAAUACGUAAUAUACGCGUUCAAUUUGUUGUACUGCAGUAAUACGUUCUGUAAAUUGAUUCGGUAUCAUAAUGAUUACGAGUAUCAGUUUAUUUUUGACCAGGGUACUAUUCUUAUUAGCGUACAAAUUCUUCUAGUAAUGUAAUAGAAAUUGCAGUGUUAUAAAUUCACACAAUACGUAUUUGUCUAUAAUUUGUAUUCUUGAAAAUCUGAGAGGUAAUUCUAUUGGUUUCGUUCGAUGAUGUUUUUUUUUUUUUUAGUUAAAGGAUUCUCUUUUAUAUAUUAUAAAUUGUACUAGUGAUUUAAUAGUUUUACGUCGCUUUAUUGAUUUUAAUUAAUAUAAUAUAGAACGCGAACAUAAAUGGUCAGCAGUGGUGGCUGUAUGUUGUAUCCCAGUUUUGAGUGAAGGGGGAUGUAUUUUAAAUCUCGGUUGGACCUUGUGGUUUAAUUCAGGAUUGAUAAUAUAGUGUUUUAUAUGUUACACGUAUAAAACCCCACGUAUGAAACGUAUACAACUUUAUAACGAUUAAGACAUAAGAAAUAUUAAAUAUACAUUUUUUUCUUUGAAAUUUAUUAUAAUUAUAAUAGUGAUUAUACAUUGAUACUGUACAUUUGAAGUUUUAUUGAGUAUAGACUCAUAAAUUAAUAUAAAAAAUUAAAAAAUUACAUAAAUUUGGUACAUUUUCUUAAAUUUAAAAUAAAAUAAAAACAAAAUAAAUUAUCCCUGUUGGAAAUUUAUUAUUCUAAUCAUUACUGAAAAUCUGCAAAUUUGAGUGGAUUUAAUUGAACAAAUUGUCCAUAACCCCUCUCAUUCAAAAAUUUCUGAACGCGGUUUUGUUUAAACCAUCCUUAUUUCAAUGACCAAACUCUCAAGGAGGAGAUGAUCCAUCAAUUCACCACUUAUGAUAAGUGGCAUCAGCAAAAAAGGAGGUUGAGGAUUAUAUCACUCUCCCUCAUUGAAUUAAAGUAAAACUAUGAGUAAUUAACUUGUAGUUCAAUAGAAAAAGCUUGACACAUAUUGAAUAAAAAUUGGCUGUUUUGGAUUUGGCUUUUUAAUUCGCACUGUGGGUUUUAUUUUUUUAUAGAAAACGUUUCUACGUUUUAUUCAUGUAUAUUAUUUACUACACCAUUUCCUAUUGCAAAUUUCUGAGCACGUCAAUGGUAGUAAUCGAUAGCUAUCUUUUUUUCAAGUAUUUUCCUUGUAUGUAGUCGACUACACUGUCGCAAAGUCGGUGAAAUUGACUGUAAGUGUACUACUACUACGUUUCUAAUAAUAAAUCUCGACCGUUUUUGGUCUAGUUUUGCUCAGAAUUAUUUUUCAAUGACGAUGUGUUUAAUCCAAUCGAUCGAUUUCGAAUUUUACAUAAUUAAUACAAUUUUACUGACUUACACUGGAAUGAGCUAUACGAGUCGAGUAUACUCCACACUCAUUCUCCCGUAGAAAUCUUCACAGUAUCCUGUCCUUAAUUACUUUCUACCUUGUUUUAUUACAAAAUCGAAUUAUAAAUUGUUACUCUUUAUUUUUUUGAAUGUUUAAUUAUAAAAUCAUACCAUGAUAUAAUAAUAAUGCAUCUUUGAAAAUAAACCAUAGAUUAAUUAUUUGUCAUUUUAACUUCUAAAAAAAUGUAUUCAGCCAAACGUUAAUAAAAUGUUAAACGGUUUUUGUGUACCGUUAUUUAUAAUAAUAUACGCACUGACUACAGUUCGUUUUAUUGUUCUUUAGUUAUUUCACAGGAACAUUGUUCGUAUAUUAAAUGUAUGUAUAUACAAUUCAAAAUUAGAAUUUCGAGCUAUAACCAGCCAACUGCAUUUUUUUUGAGAAAUUUACAUUUUAAUUAAUUCUGACAGAAGGAAUUAUUAUCGUAUUUUCAGUGCAAAAACGAGACGAAUCCGAUUAUCUGUAUGGAAAUAAUAACGCGGCUAAAGAAAAUUGUAAAUAUUUUUUAAGCAAAAAUCAAAGUUCUCAUCGUCUUUUUAACAAAAUUCUAGUUAAAACCAGAUAGUUCCAAACAUUUAAGAUUAUCUUCUUCUUUGAUAUUUAGAACUCAGUUUUUACUACCAUUAACUUCUUUCCUCCUUCCUUCAAUUUUCCGGACGUUACCUUCCAUUUAUGUUCCUGCUUUAGGCUUUUCCUCCACUAUUUCUAAUCACCUCUUCCGUGACCUGCGACGGAGUCUCCUCUUUUCGGUUAUACUUGUAUAACAAUUAUUCGCUUCCGUCUUAAAGAAAACAAACGGUACAAAUUAAAUCUAGUAAGACUGAAUCCUUUUUUUUGUAUCCCGCUAGACCUUGGUUUAAUUUAGCUAAAUUAAUUUUGUUUUUGUUUCCUGAAAAGGUUUGAAAAAUAGAGCUGUCUGGUUAUUGCACAAUGAUAACGCCCUUUAAUUAUCAUUUCUACAAAAAUGUACGUUAAGUACCUACAAUGGGAAUGUAAAAUAACCGUUUUUAUUAAAAUAAAUGCAAAAUAAAAUCAUGUAUAAUAAUAAUUGUGUACAGAAUGGAUAUUUGGAUUAAUAAGUAAAUAAAAAUAUACAAUCUUAAGCAAAUGAAAUAUAAUUAAUGUUUACGCGAUGGUUGAAAUCUUUCGAUUGUUAUCGUAGAAUGUGCGCGCGUUGGGCGAGACUAGCAGUACGAAUACUUGUCUUAAAAAUAUUAUUACAUGCAUUUUCGUUGUCUAAUGCAUUUCGAUGUUUAUACCCACAUAAUAUUUUGUUAUGUUUGGUACCGUGAAAAUGACUUAAACAACCAAUUUCCUCCACCCAAAUACCGAUUCGUGAUUCAAAAUUUAAAUACGAAUAUAAUAAUAAAUAGUUCAAAAUGUCUUUGGGGAAAUUCCGCAUAUUAUCGGUGCAGAUACCGUAUUGAUCCUGCGUCUCUGCAGGAAAAUUAGCUUUGCUGGUUGCAAAAUACUUUUGGUGUCAAUAUUAUAAACCGUAAAUUAAACAAUAUUUAUAUUAAAAACAUAUUAUACAAUUAAAUUUGUUUAUUUUAGUUCUAACGACAUUCAUACAUUUGAAUUCAUCAAAAGAAGCACAAUGCCGAUCGUCUAGAGAGUUCUAGGCUAAAUUUUAUCAAUAAUUUCGUUUAAUUGACGUUCAAAGAAUUCUUAAUCUUUAUCUUUAUCUGUUAAUACAUAUAUACAUAAGGUACUAUUAUUUAUUUGAAAAAUUCAAAUAUUUCCUCAAGUGAUUAGGGCGUCUCUGCGGGUACUGAUAGACAUAUUUUACACUUCAACUAUCUCAGCCAUUGGUGAUGUUUAUCUAAUACAUGUGAUAUUAUUUUGAUUGUGAAAACGUUUUUUCCAAUAAAUAUAAUAUUAUGUUCGUGCGUGAGAAAUUGAUUUUUACAAUAUUCGUUAAUUAAACACCGAUCGUAAAUCAUAAAAAAUCGUACGAGAAGUUAUUCGUCAAUCGCAUCACGAACCGGAAUUAUUUCUGAUUCUGAUGUAUAGGAUAUUUUACGGAGAGAGGCUGUGAUGUAUACUGUUCUAUGUUACGUGUACUCGUUUAAGAAUUUUUGUUAUAUUUUUUUUUCAUAAAACGAGAAUGAUGAUCCACAUUGUCGUCGUAUAAAAAUAAUUGAGUAGUACGCACAUGUUAUUAUUUUUCGAUAGUCGUUUUUACUUAGUAACAGUAGUAGUUGUAGACACUUUGACUAAAGUAUUAUAGUUAGGAGGUUCCUAUAUUUGACUAAUACUUACACUUACUUAUUAAGUGUCUAUUAAGUACGCGCAUGACUAUUGUAACACGUCAUAAUAAUUGCGUUUAUAUAUUUAUGAUAUUACUCGUUUAUUUCUCAUUUUUAAAAUACAAAGUGUAUCUGCAGGACUAAAAAAAUUUCAAUGCAAUUGCAAUAUAUAUAUAUAUUUAUAGGAAAUAGUCAAAUCCUGUAGAUACACAACCCCGUAUAAAAUGAUUUAUUAAUACGAACGUUUUUAUAUUAUGACGCGCGUGAUUAUGAUAUAAUAUAAAUAAUAAAAAAGUACCAAUAUUUAAUUUAAUUUAUUCAUUAAAUUAAAUUAAAUUAUAUGAGUAGUAAGUACUGGGCCUUACUGAGAGAACUCGUGUGAGGGACAGAAGUUCUAAAUCAAGUUAUGUAAAAAUAACAUUUCUAUUUAAUUUUGAGUUAAGGAUUGUUUUCGUGUCUUAAUAAGUUUUUAAUGGUCAAAUGUUAUAGAAAUGAAAGUUAAAUUAAUAAAAGUCAAUAUUAUUUUUUAUAAAUAGUAUACUAAGCCAUGUCCUAAACCUUGGAGAUUCGCAAUCGCUGAAGUUUUUCUAAAAUCACACACUUCCAUUAAAACGUGUCUCUCGUUUUUUUUCACCAAUAAACUUGUUUUGACCAAAACGACCAUAUUUUUUUUUUCAUCAAUACACGAUUUUACAAAUGAAAUAUUGACAAAUUUCCGCUGAGAGGCCGCCAACGUGCAGGAGCGUCUCCAGACAUUGACUAAUAAUUAAAUUGAAUAUUAAUGAUUGAUAAGAAAAAAACUGACAUACUUCGCACGAUGAGUGGACCACUGUUAUAGAUGAGAAGUUGGGAAGGUAGGAUAUUGAAAGAAAUUUAAUGUAUAUUUGUACGUAAGCAAAUUUAAGUAUUACCAAAAAAAAAAAAAAAAAAUGAUUUUGAGCAAAGAAAUAAUAUUGCUCAGGAGCGCCUUCAGGUCAAUUAGUAAAAUAGUUUUUUCAACCCACUGAUAUGAACUCGGAAGGAACCCCUAGGAUGAUAAAAGGCAUAAAUUAGAUCACAACAUACAUGCUUUAAGAACGACAAUAUAGAGUUAUUUAACAUAACAUAAUAUAAUGUCCACAUUAUAUCAGAACUUCAAAAAGCUAUAAUUUCGAAACUUAGUCAGUCCGCUUAACUUUGUUUUCACCAUUGUUCUUAAAUCUGCAAUAUACAUAAUUUUGUAUAGAUAACUCGGCUAUAGAUAAUUUAGUAUCUAUCUUUAGUAUACUUCAGUAUCUAUAUCCGUGAUAGAUAUGUACCUAUAAUAAUAAUGAUAUGAAGUUUUUAUACAUUUUUAUUAAUGGGAACUUUAAAAUUCUAAUUUUAACAUUAAUUGUAGGGAUAAGGACUACAAAUAUUUAAAUUUGAAUGAAAUUUUUCUAUUUUGGUGAAAAAUAACAUUUAGCUUUUUCCAGUCCUGUAUAUCUUAGUUCAUGGUACAGGCUGACAAACAAACUGAUAUUAAAUUAUUCCAAUUAAUAAUUUACUUUUUUUUUUGGUUGAUAUGAGAUAUUAUUUUUUUUUUCCAUUUAUAAGAGAGUUGUUUUUGGCCCUAAAAUAAAAAUGUCUAUAAAAACCUCAAAAUUGGCUUAAUUUUCUUGAACAUUUUAGCACGUAUAGAAAAGGCAAAAAUAAAUGUUCUGUCCAAAUUUCAAGUCUAAGAAUAUUUUUAACUGAAUUACAACAAAUAACAAAAUUGAAAAAUAAUAAAAGCAUUAUCUUCGUGAAUUUCCCGUUUUUCUUACGUUUUAUCUUGGGUUUUCCCAGUUAUUAUGAAAACUGCACAGAAAAUGAAAAUAUGACCUCCCAAAUGUACCAUCUGGACAACAUUCCUUUUCAGAAAUAGAGCCGCGUGUAUAUAUCUGAGCAAAAUUGCUGGUAGAAUUUUUAUACACAGGAUAAAAAAAUUAAAAAAACACCUUAGUAAAAACAAUACAUUCUUCGCUACACUCAGAAUCUAAAAUGCAAAUUUUUUUUUAUUGCAGUAAUUAUUAGAAAACAUGCAGUAUCAAUAAAUAUUUUUAAUCAGAGAAACCGAUACGCUCACAUACGGUACAUGUUAUAAAGGAUUAAUCUUUUUCUAUAUUAUAGUGGUAUAGAAAUUGUUUUGGUGGAAAUAUGGUUAAUAUCUCUUUUGUUGGUAACGUGUAUUGGUGGAAAUGAGAAAAGUUCAUUUAUCAUUACAAACGAUUUUAAGUAAAUGUUAAUCCAAAAAUACAAUUAAAAAUUUAAAAAAAAAAAAACCGAAAAAUAAACAUACCAUUUCCCGUUUUUUUCUCGGUUAUUCCUAAUUAUUGAAUACUUCAAAGAAAUCCAAAAAUUGAUUUCCUCAAAGAAUUAACGAAAGAAAAUUGUCUACCCAAAACUAUCCCUACAGUUGACUAUCGCAGCCAGAUUUCUGGUAGAAAAGUUGUUUAAACACAAAACAAAAAGAACUGAUACUGCUGUAUGCUAUUGUAGUAGGUGGAAAGUUGGGCAAGCAAAAUACAUCAAAAUAUUAAAUUUAUAUAUCUGUAUGCAUCGAUAAAUCGAGCGAAGUUUGGAUGCAUACAAGUUUUGAAAUGGUUUGAUUUUUUCGAAAUUUGAACUUUUAAACGCUUAUAAAAAAGUUUACUUUAAUACGCUCAAUUUUCUAAAUUCUAAGCCUAGCGAGAAAUGUCUCGGUUUUACUAUUUUAAAAAAAUAUUGUCUUGUUUUUUUUUUUUUUUUUUUUUGAAACCUUUUUGUUGAAAUUCGGAUCUAGUUGGUCCAUCGAAGAGGUAAUUUUUUGAUUUUUCAAUAAUUUAUCAUAAUUUGGGAAAAUUGGAGAAUAAAUUAGAAAAACAAGAAAGUGUAUAACCUCGUUUAUGACAUAAUGGGUUUCAUUAUUUUUGAUGUUGAAUUUUGUUUUAAUUCGUUUAAACAUUUUUACCAAAUACUUAAAUUGGCCCUUUUUAAACGUAGUAAAAUUUUCAAAACAUUCUGCCGAUUUGUAAGCUAUUUAUAGGCAUUUGACAUUUUCGAUUUUUGUUCUUAAGUGUUCUAAAAACAAUCUUUGGCGGGAUUGUAAAAAUUAUGGUAUUUUAUACAUAUAUUUAGAAUUUUAGAAAAGUUUAGAAAAAUACUCAGGAAAAAUAAUUGCUUAGAAUCGUUUUUCGUUAGCAAUGGUUAAUUAUUGCUUAUUUAUGUAUAAGAACUUAAAAAAAAAAAAGGUUUGAUAGCCACAAUUAUUAUUGACCAAUUUAUUCGUAAUUUUAUCGGAGAAACAUACUUUUUUUACCCAUAUUGUUCGCUUUAUUAAAAAAAUCAAAUUAAUUUUUAUAAGUUAUUGUAUUCUGGUAAUAUGAUAAUUUAAUAUAUACAUAUAAAAAAAAAUCUAAAACCCUGUAAUUGACGGGUGAAAUUUUUAAAUUGUAAUUAACAAUGUAAAAACUAAAAUUACACUUUUUUUCACAGAUUAACAGUAACUAUUAUAUGAAUUAAUAAUUAUAAUAUGCACUUAUUUGAUUAAUGACAAUCAUUUUUAGACAUGAUAAUAAUUAUGUCAAAUAACUGCAGUGUAUCUAGUCGGUUCUGAGAAAAACGCUAAUUAAUAUUAUUUUUAUUUGACGCGUAAUGUAUUUUUUUUAUGCGUUGUAAAAAAAAAAAAAAGAUUAAAUUUUCGACUUUUUGUGUGGUUCUCUGAAUUUUUAAUAAUAUUUACCUACGUAUCACAAUCAAAUUCAUACAUUACAUUUUAAUGGUUUUAAACGGAUGAGAAUUUUUGUAAUUUAACACGUGUUAGUAUUGUAAUAAUUAUGAACAUCCCGACUGGUUUUUGAACUACUAGCAGUACGUUUUUAUUUCAUUUUCGUUUUUAAUUACAGGUAUACCAAACCUCAGUCGUUUGCCGAUUGUAUCGGGAACGAAUUGCCUCUCGGAUGGGAAGAGGCCAUCGAUCCAGUUAUUGGGGUCUAUUACAUCAACCAUUUCAACCGUAAGUUUUACAAAAAUAUAGUAAUACGUUCAUAUAAUAACAGUAAUUGUAAAAAAAAUAAAAAAAUUUCAAUCUGUGUUAAUACGUUUUGUGCAGAAUGUACGCAGUUGGAAGACCCAAGGUUGGAAUGGAGAGCUAUCCAGGAAGCUAUGCUGAGAGAUUACCUUCAUACGGCUCAAGAUGUUUUAGAAGUGAGUACAAAACAUAAUUGAUAAUAGAAAUAUUUUUUUUUCGUAUUUUUGUUGUAUUAUUAUAAAGUACAUACAUACAUCACUAAAAAAUAUUGUGUCACGGAGAUAAAAUAUUUUUUGAUCGUACUAAUAUUUUUUUUUUUUUUAAUUAUAAUAAAAUAAUUUAAUAAUAGAGUAUCGUUAAACGACUAACUGUGUUCGGGGAAGCGAUUGCGAUAUUUUAGAAUAAAUUAGAAUAAUAUUUUUAUAUAUAGAUAAACUAUUUUAUAUUUAUAUAAUACAUUAUAUAUUAUAAUCGAAAGAAUUUGACCGGCAAGAAAACGAUACACGAAAAACGGAAUGAUAGUCGACAGUAAUUUAUUGAUAUCGUGAGAGUAGGAAAAAAAAUGAAUUUUUUUUAAUGGAUAUGGUGUGCAGUUACUUUUCGUAUUAGUGGCCUAUUCAUUAUUUAGUGAUAGUUCUGCCCCACUUUUGGUUCAAUGACAAAUUCCAUCGGACUAACCUGACUAGUCAUAAAAAUGUUAACACCGCCGCGUUACCUAUACGUAAUUUUUAGAAUUCCACGAUAAUUAUACAGGGUGUACGCCGUGUACGCGCGCUGUCUUUCCGGCGAACAGAAAUAUUUUUCGGCCGUCCUCCCUCCCGUGUUCCGCGCAAUUACAAUAAUAAUGCUUUUAAUUCAUUAUUUUUGGAAUAGUUUUUUUUUUUCAUACAUAUUAUUAUUUUACGAAAUUGUUGUAUUACAGUUUCUUAUAGUCUCGUUUGAUGAUGACGUGCGGAGAUAGAGGGGGUCCAUAUAGAAUGACGUAGGAAGUAUAUCGGAAUAGUUUUUUCAGCAGCUGUUCAAUCUUCGACGGCGCGUUUCUUUUAUUAUUAUUAUUAUACGCCCGCGGUUUAUGCGUCUCGAGAAAAAAGUCUGAACCGACCAAGACGACGAUAAAACGAAAAUUGAUUUAUCGUUGGCCUCCCCCCCCGCGGCAGUGUAACGAGUCUCGCCGUCGUCGAGACCGGAGGAGAAUAUAAUUUGGAUUUUAAAAUAGUACCGCUUGAUUUCACGCCGCGUUUUUAUUAUCUAGUAUUCCGCGCCAGAAAACCCGUCGAAGAUUCGCGCGUCCGUAUUUGGUUAUUUUUUAAAUUUUCUUACACUCGCGCACCGCAACCCCGGUGUAUACGCGCGUGCUCGCCUUCAGAAAAAAAAAAACUAUACAUCCGACCCUCCCCCUCCGCGAGUGCACUCGUCGGGCGUCCCGAGGCUCGGUUUUUUUUUUUUUUUAAAUUCUUCACGUAUCCCCCUCCCCCGUCCUCUGAGCGGCUGCGGGCUCUCGACGGCGGCGGUGUACGACCGGUGACGGGCGGGCGGGUGAUUGACGGCUAUCGGCGUCGGCGCCGAUCGACGGGCGGGUGGCAGUGACGGCGGUGCAGGUGUCCGCCGCCGUCGCGGCACGGCGAGGGGAGAUAUUUUCGCCCGGGGCACAACGUGUUCCGUGGGCGCUGCGGGGCUCUCGCAUCCGUCCGACGGCUGCGGCGGCGGCGGCGGCGGCCGCUACGACUACUACUACCAUAAUAUUACUACUACCAGUAUAUAGGUACUACUACUACUACUACUAGUUAUUACUACUACUACUACUACUACUACGACUACUACUACUACGACCACGACGACGACGACGACGACGUUGUUUGAUACGAAAAGAAUGCGGUCCCUCUGCGACGUUGCCGAGUCGUCGGCCGCCGGCCGUGCGCCUUAGAAUGUGGAAUGUGAAAUGCACAACGCGCGCGCGCGCCGCACUGUUACCAACACGUACUCGCCGCGGCCCGCCGAAUAUAAUAUUAUUAUUAUAUUUAUUUAUUUAUAUUACCGGUAUCAUGCAAGACGAGUGUACUAUAUCCCAUUACAGGCGUUUUACUAUUUCGGUAUUAUUAUUGUUGUUUCGCAUCGCGUUAUUUGUUCUUCGCACAUUUUUCUUCUUCCGUAGUCGUUUUUCAACACGAGAAAAUUGGCCCCUCCGCUCCCUCUUCCUGUCUAUAACGAUAUUAUAAUAGUCGCGAGUUACGAAUAAUUUUAUUUUAUCGGUCGGUCGAAAAACAUUACCCGUAAUAAAACCGUUUGCACGCCUUGUAGCGGCAUUAUACUAUCGGCGACGCGGUGAAAUUUCGUAACAAUCCGACCCAUUUUUAACAUUUUUUUUUUCCCCGAUAUCAAUAUAAACAAUCAUCACACACACACACACACACACACACACACAAUAGGUCACAACAAUAAUACGCGCGCCGGCCGGCCGGUUCGCGUACACAUUCUUCGUCUGUUCGACCUGUUCCCCCGCACGCAAUAAAUAUUGAAAAUCUCUCGAAGUAUUUAUCUUUUUUCGUUCCUUCGUAAGUAUUUACGCAUAUAAAAUAAUAUACAACAUAAUAUCGGGUCGAAUUUCUAUAAUUUAUGUCGUCGUUUUUCGUGUGCCCGCAGAGAGGUCGUAUUCACGACGUAUACGGAUGUGUGCGAGCACAGGAAUUCCAAGCAUUUCGGGGUAUCGGUCGCGACAAUAUGACGUAUGUGUGCGUGUUUUUUUUUUUUUUUUAUAAUUUUUCGUUUCCGAGACUUAAAAAUCCAUUAUUUUCGAGUGUGUGUGUGUGUGUGUGUGUAACGACGACGAAUGGAAAAAUCAUAACACGAGUAUAUAGAGUAGUAGUGCGCGUGUAUAGUAGACGUCCGCAAUAAAUACGUCUCCCGCGCGCACUACAAUGGAUUUUAUUAUUAUGUUUCCGUAAUUAUUAUUAUUAUUAUUAUUUUAUUUUUUUUUUUGUAAAACGGACGUAACAAAACGAGAAAAAAAAUCCGCCGCGGAAUUCAAACUGGCCGGUUUAUUUCGUGCGGUACGCUGACGUCGUCGACGAGAGCUACCGAUACGAAAUGAAAUCGUCAUUGUCAAUCGAUAUGCAGUGAUUAUUGUACAUGCGUAUAUACGUAUCUGCAGUUACGCGGUAUGUAGAGAGGAACAGGGUUUGUGCCGCGUAAGCGACUAUUGUGCGCGAACACGGUAUAAAAAACACAAAAAUACAAAAUAAAUAAAAAUCCUCCGCGGCGGUUCCUGCACCGCGAUCCGUGCUACCCGGCCGCAAUGCCCAAGACCAUGCCGACUCGGCGGCUACCAGUGUUACACGCCUCUACUCCGAGCUGGUCUUGGCGGCGGCAGCAACAGCUCUUCAAUCGUUUUACGGACGAGCCGCCGCCGCCGCCGCAGUGCUACGGAGCCGCGGAGAGAAUAAAAUAAAAUAAAAGCAAAACAAAUGAGAAGAGAAGAAGAAGAAGAAGAAGAAGAAGGAAAAAAAACCACCGUCGCGGCAACGCUGCAGCAGCGACCGACGGUGGCUACUAGUGUUACGAGCGCAACACGAUCGGAUUGUUUUCUAAACUGAAAAAGAAUAAAAAAAAAAAAAAAAAAACGAUCGAAGACAAUGAACCAUCUGCUCGGCGGCGCGGUGAAAUGAUUUGUACCGUUCCGAGCGUACCGAUAUCACAUGUAUAAAUAUAUUUGUUUCGUAUUAUAUACGUACUUCUUGUAUACCGGAGUUGAAAAUUUGAAUUUUUCGUAAUGCCCGCCGAUCGGACGAGCGAAAAUCGAAAAAUUACGGUCGUGUCGUCGAACCGCACCGCAGCGGUGUUUCGAUAUAAUUUUUCGCGGCCGAUCAAUAAAUAACAAUCGCGCUGUAUAUGUGGGCGCGUUUCGCGCUGUUCAUUCGUUUCGCGACACAUUCCGGAACCCGACGACGACGAGAUAAUAUUUCUCCCUCCCCCCCCCCCCCGUCCGGCCGGUUCAGUAGAAUUUCGGAAGGCUCGAUGGGAGGCGACAUGCCGAUUUCCGUAUUGGGACGGCGGCGGAGUAGAAGAUAAUACGGUGUCUCUCCGGGUUGUGGACUCUGCGACUCGGUGAACUGAUGAAGUGGCGUUGUCACCUCUGCAGCGGCGGCCAAAACUCUCGGACAGUAUAUAGGUACGCGCCAAGAGAAGAAGAAUAUUAUUAUUAUUAUGUAAUUGUCGGCUUAACCCGAAAAGGAAUUUCGGAGAUCGCCGCGCGCGUUCGCGUGUCGGUUUCAAAAUCGAAAAUUCCGCGCGCCGGUCGAUUGGCCAACAACCGCAUUCCGGUCGGGUUUCGUCACAUUUUUAUCAAAUAUAAUAACAAUCUAAAUAAUCUGUUAUUUUUUCAAGAAUAUUUUGUCGUUCGUUUCGGCGGCGGGAUUGUUUUACUGCUGCGACAGCGUGUCUGUCUUGUGUUUUACGCGGAAAUCGAGUUUUGUAUCAUAAAAUAAUAAACGAUUCUGAGCAAAAAGUCCGACGUUUUAAAAAUCAUAUCGAAAUUUGAACGUUAUAAAACAAAACGAUUACAUUACGCUCGACGUUUUUCGGCCACUAAGUACCCGGCCACUCGUACGGCGAUGUUAAAAUAACCUCGCGUUGCAUUGUCGAGCAUUUUCGCCGGGUCAAAACGAUUUUUAUCCGCACGAAACCAAACGAAUACGCUAAAAACACCGAAACAUUUCAAAUGGCUAUUUAUACAGCUUGAAAAUCGGGUGGUUUGCGAAUUUCGCAACGUCUAUAGUACGCAGAGAGUGUCGAUAAUAAUUUCACGUAUUAAGUGUGUUCGGUGAACGUCCCGACAAAAAACGAAAAAUCGAAAAUCACGGUCAUCGUCUACGUUUUCCCGAUACGUGUUUUUUGCCGAUUAUUUCGGAAAACUAUGCGGAAAAUGUCGUUUCUCGGAAAUCUCGCUCCCGUUUUCGAGCGCGCCCUUUCCGGCGGACAAGUCAAAAAAUAAAAAUGUACGCAUCGUAGUAAUAAAACACUCCAAUGCGUUUCUCGUUCAACGGAUCCGAAAUAAAUAAUAAUAAAGAAACCAAAAAGGCGCACGUAUCGUCGCAUUGAAACCGCUAAACGUUUGCUAUACGUUCAGAAUUCGAAAAAAAUAAAAAUAAUAAUAAUAACCUCGAACAGUUUAAUCGUAAAAUUACUCGCAUAGGAAAAAUAUGCACACUAUUCUUCGACUACGUGUAUUUAUACGUAUGUACAUACAGGAAUUGCGUUUCGUUUUAAACCGUAAUAAUUAUAUUAAACGAUCGACAUUCUUUUAUUAUUAUUAUUAUUUUUUUUUUCAAUUAUAAAAACAACACUGAAACCACUAUUACGGUGUGUAAUACAGUGACGUUUCUCCGGUGUUUUUUUUUUUUUUGUUUUCUUUUCUUUCGGACUUCAAACAAUAAUAAUCCGUAAUAAUAAUAUUAUACAUUUUAUUGAUUCUCCGCGCGGACGACGGACGACGACCGUAGUCGUGGGUGAGGGGGCUGGGGGGGGGCACGCGACGGACUCUCGGCCGUCGGUUUACCGGAAAUACAUUCUUCCGCAGGUGGUUUUUUUUUUUUUUAUAUACCUCUGUUCUCCGACUCGGUAUUACUAUAAUAACAAUAAUAAUAAUAAUCAUAUGACGCGUUACCUAUCCGGAUAUAUUUGUAUUUUUUAUAUUUUCGGUUAUGUAACCGGGGCCACGCUUAGAGAUAAUAAUAAUAUCGUCAAUAGAAUACGCGGCGUAUACGUCAUAACAUUAUUAUUAUUAUUAUUAUUAUUGUCGUGACCCGUAUAAUACAGUAAUAAUAAUAAAUAAUAUCCGUAGUAUUAUUGCAAUACCGUUGUGUAUUAUGUACGUCGCACUAUAAUAUUUCAAACAGUUUUAUCGUAUUUUUUUUUUUCCGUUUUUCUGUUUAGCCGAAAUAUUUAUCUCGGAAAAACGGUCGAAUAAUCUCAAACGCGAUCGUGCGCGUGCGUAACGUCCCCCGCGAUAAACGAAACAAUAUCAAAAACCGCGUUUCGACAAUAAAAAAUACGUUAUCUCGAAUAGUGUAACGUUGUACAUAAUAAUAUUAUUAAUCGCGUUUAAGAAGCAGAAAAAAAAAUUAAAGGAUGGACAUACUUCGCACGUGGGUGCAGCCACUGUUGUAGGUGCGAAGUUGGGAAGGUAGGAUACAGACGGGAAUUCAAUGUGUAUCAGCUGUAAACAACGAUAAACCAUCGCUAACGAAAAAACGAUUCUGAGCGGAGUUCCGUUAAUAGUGUUGCUUUUUCAGCAAUGUGCACGUAUGUCAUAUUAUGGUAAAAUGAUUAUGAUAAUGUGCGUUUUCACUGCAACAAUGAUUGUUGAAAAAAGAUUAAAAUAAUAAAAGCUUAAUAAUAGCAAAAAAUAAAUAAAAACUGUCGCCAACCUUUCAAUUUUUUUUUAACCUAAAGAACCGGGUUUUCCCUAUUAUCUCGAAUAUUAAUGAGAAUUUCUAAAGAAUCACUUCUCUAAAGUACCACCCAGAAAACAUUUUCUUUCAGAAAAGGUGCCGCACUCGAUAAUCGGAGUAUGCGCUCUGGUAGAAAAAGUGUUCAAAUAAUAAAAAUAAACAUCUCUGUAUAACCAAUACGUAUCGUCGCCAAAUUCGGAGUCUAAUAUAAUAAUAAUACAAUCUAAUCGUAUUUCGGAUGUAUCGUUUCACACCGCAAUAGUACGAUCGCGACAAAACAAAUAUUAACUAAUAACGCGCCCAAUGGUAUUCCGUCAUUACAAUAUUAUUAUUCGUACACGGUUGUAGUAUUGUUGUUAUCUGCGCAAUGCGUUUUUAUUUAUCUAAACGCACAUUUCUGUACGAUUAUCGAAACGAUUUCUUAACAAUGUUGCCGAGAGGAGUGAUCGUCGCGGGCAUAUACGUAGGUACGUGUGUAAAAGAAAAACGAAACGUCUCGUAGUGUAAUAAUAAUACGAUAAUAACAAUAAUAAUAAUAAUACUAAUGGGAAAAAAUGUAAUAUGAUAAUAAUGCGGUUUAAUCUAACGCGGAGGAGGGGGGGAGGAAACCCACGUACCCAUUUAAUAUAAUAUUCCUCUAUGACGAUUAUUAUUGUUGAAAUAAAUAGUGAAAAAACAAGUCGACGUUAUCGGUGCUCGAUGGCCAAUCAGAGUGGCGCAACACUCGGAAUUCGAUCGGGGUAGCACUAUAGUCGAUCUGCACUGGCCAUAUGGUAUACCGCCAAACCCCCUCUCCCUGAUCGCUCUAAUUCACACAGAAUUAUAGCGCCAGCUUAGCUAUUUAUUUUGUAGCACAAUUGAUUGAUUUUUUUUUUUAUAAAGUCUAAUUCGGUGUUUAGGUGUUUUUUUUUUUAUGUAAGCGCCGUCGUUUUCCGUCUAAAUUUCUCCGUUGAAACCGGCCGCUAUCACACAGGACCCCCUGGAGGGACACAUAAUCUAUCGUUAGCCCUCGUAAACAUAUUUCCAGCCCCCCCCUCCCCCGCGGGAACGAUUUUAAAACGGACCAAAGAAAACACGUUUUACACAUCAGUAUUAUAUACCUGUAUUUUAUUAUUAUGUCGUAUCAGCAAGUGUUUUUCGCUUUUUCGAUUGAUUUCUGAACUGUAUACACGCGACGGCCCUCUAAGGAAAUCAAAGAGUUGGGGCUUGCCAACACAUUGCGCCUAGGUAUUUAUUAUUAUACGGUUAGAUUGACUUCGAAAAUAAACCGUUCACGAAAUCGACGAAAAGUCCAGGGGGACAUGUGUCCAUUUUGCCAUCAUGGACGCCCGAGUCACCGUCAUAUCAGAUAAUCAAGAAAGAAAUUAUUCAGUAUUACAAACGUGAGGAACCAGGAGCAUUACCCCAUCCUUUCAAAGAGAACUUUUUUUUUUUUUGUUUUGUGUAACAACGAAUGUUUGUUUUCAUAAUGAAUUGGUGGUACAAACUGAAUAUACUUUGUAUUCGAUUUUCUGUAAUUUUUAUGUUUCACUGCGAGGUAUUUCAUAUUUUGCCCCUUCCCCUUUUCCCCGUCAUGUACACGCCACUGGACGUCAGCGCACAUUUCGAUUACUCAGAUGUUUACAUUUUUGUCGUGAGGUGCGCGACUACGUAACACGCCCGAUAUUAUUAUUGUUACGACGGCCGGAGAACAAAAUUAUAUUUCGUGUGGUCGCGUGUAUGUUAUGAGUUACGACACGUGGACGCGGUAACGCGCUGGAGGUAAACGAAACGAAUUUCCACAAAGAAUUUCGUUCUCGCCGGCACCGCCGCCGUCCCGGGCCCGGGCGCGGUGGCUGUGGAACGUUCUACAAACCCCUAGACGUCGCCGCGCCCCGUAGCCCACAGUCAUCAUCGCGUGGUCAUUGUUCGACGCGUUGUUUUUCUAUGCGCGCACACGUAUUAUAUUAUUACUAUAUGUGUGUAUAUGUGCGUGCGUGCGUGCGUGCGUGCGUGUACACGCGAUGCGGUCCCGCUGCGCGAGUGUGCCGCCGCGUCGUUCCCUCACCACUACCACAACCGCCGCCACGCCGCCCGGCCGUCGCCGCCGCCGCCGCAUACCAAAUAGUUGGGAUUCCUGAGCGCGCAAGGCCGAAUUCCUCCAAGGUAGACACCCGUCCUCCUCCUCCUCCUCCUGCCCAUCCUUCUGCUACUCCUACUCCCCUCCCGUCUGUAUCCGUUGGACCGUCGUACCUCCCCACUCCCCGCAGCCGCAUACCGCAGCCGGCGGCCGCUCCGGCGGACGGGCAACCGAAAAACUAACCCCUUGGGUCAAAUUCCGGUCCCGGGAUGAUGCUGUACACGGCGCGCACAUGACCUCAGUCUCUUCCUGCGGCUCGCGAGUCCCGCGUGUCGUGUGUGUGCGUUUGUAUUCGUCCGUGUACUGUAAUAUACGCGUGUUUGUGUGUGCGAGCGCGCGCGCGUCGUCUCCUCCGCCGCCGACUCGUGUGUUCCGUCGUCCGCCAGAAACCGUACUACCGGCCGUAUACGCGUUUAAACGCGUGCGUUUCCGUUCCGCCGCGCCGUGUGAAUUUUCGGACGCGUGUUUAUUUUUUCGUCUAUCGCGUUUCUUCCCCCCCCCCCCCUAGAAAAUUCGCGAUUUUCGACCGCCGAUCGGAGGCGUAAAAAUAAUAAUACAAAAAUCAAAUUACCCCGUCGUCUCGACCCACUCCCGCGCGUUUGCCCUACAGCGGACAGGCAGACGACAGUUCCGCGUCCGCGAUAUUAUAUUAUGACGUUGUGCUGAACUCUGGCGACACGCUGCGCAAUGUUCUCCGAUUACUGUUGCGACACUUGGCCGUCCCAUUGCGAUUACUACUCGUCGUACGACCAACUGGACUUUCAGUAUUACCGGGACGUAGACGGACGUGUCUACUGCGUUUACGUAAGAGGCUCUGACAGACUACACUAAUAUAGGUUUUGGGCAGAAUCGGUUUAAGGAUGGAAAAAAAGGGCCUCGUUAAAACGUUAUACAAAACUUUCAUUAAAAAAAAAAAAAAAUUAUAAUCACUUACGAAAUAAUGGGUGUACAUCUCUAUGUAUUUUUUUUUCGAGUUUUACUCGCCGAAAAAGUUUUCGUUUUAUCGUUCAAUAUUCGUAUACACAAUUCGUUUUAAUUAGAAAAGAACUUCUGAUCCGGGUCCCCUGGGACAUAUAAUUUUGUUGGUUUUUUUCACGUAUCGUUUUUUACGCCGUCCGAGCAGUUUUAAUUCUUGACGUUUUUUAUCGCGGGAUCAUUAUUUACUUAUUUUUUCAUCCAUUUCACUUACAUUGUGUGAUAUACCUAGUAAUAAUAAUAUUGUCGCCGUUUGGCUACAGCCGAAAAUGGAAAAUCUAUGUCUUCCAGGGGAAAUGGAGGCGGGGAAAAUGAUGUAAUAAUUUAGUACCCGGCGAUCGGGUGCCGAGAUGCAGCCAAUGAUGUCCACAUCUGUGCUGUGCUGUGCAGUGAGCACAUUCGUGUCGUACAUUUUACAUCUUUCGCGUCGAACGUUAUACUACUGUACGUGUAACGUGUGACGAUCGUAUACCAUGCGGACGGUAAAAUGAGCAAUCCUCGUUAAAUCGAAUCAUCGGGGUCCGGUUCCCGUUCAAAAGAAAUCGAGCAAUAUAGAGAAUAAAUAGAGAAAUUUAUAAUUAGAGCCCGCGCGUGACUUCCAUGUCGUGGCUGUCUGUGGCGCGAAGAGUAUCCACUAUCCGGGGGGGGGGGGAGUUAUGAAUUCCAAAUGAAAUUCUGGACAGGUUUUCGGUAUAGUAAAUUACUAUUAUAGUUGACACGAGCACGACGUAUACCACGUAUUUAAAACUUUAAGAAAAUGUCUGCAAUUGCAAUUAUCCAACUAUAUAUUAUACAUAUUACGUAUAAUUCGUAAACAACAAUUGCGAUUUUUCCGCGGGAGGGGGAGUAUAACUAUCAACCAUCUUGAUUCGCGUGGCUGGAGUCUGUAAACAGAAUAAGAGAUUUCGCUCGACUUUAUUUGUGCUGAUGACUCCCGUUGAAUGUGCUCGAAUGAGUGGCACACCCGACAUUUUUUUUCGGUGAGCUGAACACGUUGAACGAAACGGAUAUAUUAUAAAUUAUAAUAUCCAAAUUUAUUAAUUUAUAAAAAUCCUUUUCACGAGAGGUUUUAUACGUUUUACAAAAUAAAUAAUUGUGUAGGGUACCUACAGUUAUUAGUACUUGAUCUAGUCAGUAGAGCAAAUCAGUGGUAUAAAAACUUGGGUGGAAUGGGAGAUAUAUAUUUCAAUAUUCCAAUUACUGUACUCAAAUUUCAAUCUACAAUUCAAUAAUACGUUUUAACACAAGCACUCGUCAAUAAUCUAAAAACAUACAUUUUCUAAAACAAUUUUUUAGAUUCAAUAAUAAAAAAAUAACAAAUAUUAAUAAAAUGGAGGAUAAUUAAAGGAAAUCCAUAGAACAUAAAUCAGUGGUCGAGGUCAAGUGGUAGAUAUAGUAGUUAGUGGCCUAGUAAUGACAAAAUAAAUUAUUUAAUUUGAGUUUUUUUUUUAUUAUCAUUUAGUUUAUUUAGUCAUGUGUCUAGAAUACGAAAGAUAAAAAAUUAGGUCGUAGGGGGCUACGGUCGAUUUCGAGUGUGCUAAACCUCCUCUACAUAAUACCUCCGUCACUCAUGACUCGUGAAAAAAAAACAAAUGUUUUUCGGUUUUGGACGUCGCAUUUUUAAAUUAUACACUUAAUUAUGUCGUGUUUGCGGUCGUCGUCGGACAGAGCAACUCCGCGCAUGUACCCUAGUAGGGAGAGGCACCCAGUCCAUUUUACGAAUAUACCGACAAUUUUACCGAUACGAUGUGUGAGUCAGUGACUCAUUGUAUAAUAUUUAUGUCGUACACGAAUAGUAAUUAUUAGCCCAUUAAACCCGUGCCAGAGUUCGUUCUGACGGGAUCCACAAUGAAAAUCAUGUUCAUGGUUCACACCUUCGACGGAAUAUUGAAUGUGCGGAUACGAACAAUAAUAUUAAUCGUCGCGUUAAUUUAAUUUCCUCUCUCCCCCCGUCAGUUCGCUGGUAUUCGCAUUCCUCUGCAAACGAAACAAAAUAAUAGCAAAUAUACAGCAAUGAGCCUAAAAGUGUUUACAUUUAAUUGAACAUAAGUCGAGAAAAGGAAAGAAGGAGGGGUUGGGUCAAAUCAAAAGUCAUAUUAUACGUAUACAAUGUUAUUCCGAAAUUUUGAGAAUAUUCUUAUUAAGAUCAUUUGGGCGCUCGAAGUUUAUAACCCGUAAUCCGUGAUAAAAGUUUAAUCACCCUAUUAUUAAAUGUGAUAGUAAUAUAUUAGAAACAAAAAAUCUAUACAUUGUUCAAUAAUUAUUAUUUAUAAUAAAUCUACAUCGUAAUUUUUAUGUUACCUAUAUUAAAAUAUGGUAAAUGUUAAAUGUUUGUAGAUACGUUUGGACAAAAGUAGACAUGUACAUGAGCCAUAUACAUAACAGUAAAUAAUAAUAAAAAAAAAAAAUUGAAAUUUAAGUUUAUAAUAACAAAUUAAUUUUUUAAAAUCUGGUAUUAAAACCAGAUAAAAAUAAAUUAAGUUUUCGUAAAUUUGUCUAUAUUGGUAUUGUAUAUUUAUUAUUUUAUUUUGUUUUGUAGGCGAAAAAAGAAAUUUACGAUGUGAAGCAACAGAGACUGUAUUUAGCUCAAGACGAAUUCAAUCACCUCAACAAUGCUUUGACAACGUUAAACACAUCCAGAACUAGUCGUGAGUACCUAAACAAUAUUGAUCCCUUAAACUAUUAUGAUUUAAUAUUAUAGGUACAUAAUUUUUAAGUUAACAAUAAUUAAAUUAAUUAAAAAUAAGUACAUUGCGAUAUACCUAAUCAAUUGUGUUUUGUACCUAUAUAUAGUUUGUUCGAGUUCUAGUAAUAUAAGUACAAAAUAUGAUCCUGAUUUGCUCAAGUCGGACGUCGCUCAUGCCAGAGAACGGGUCACUAGGUUGAAACGUGAAUUGGAACAAAUCGGAGUAGAAAUGUCAUGUACCCGCCGUGGAGUCGAGACCCUUUCAAAGUAUGUUUUUAGUAUUAUUAAUAACUUUAAUAGUUGGAAUUAAAUUGGAUUCGGCAAUAACACAAUACCGUAUUAUAUUUAAUUGCAGUGUGGAGCAGAAAUUGUCGACUGACGGCAGUCGUUAUAAUAUCGUUCAAGCUCAAGCAAUUGUUAAUGAAUUGCGAGAGAUUCAACAAUCGCUGAGCUCUGGUCAACGGGAACGCACUGGACUGAUGCACUCAUUAGCCAAAUUGAAAGACGAUUUAACACGACUUCAACUUUGUUCCGCAACCGACGAUCCUGAUUUACAAAACCAUUCUUCGUCCACUCAGCUCAGCGACAAACUUAGCACAGCUUCACAGACAGAUUUAUCUGGCGAGGUAUGCACAACCAAUCAAUUAUUAUUUUAUUAUUGUUACUUCAUAUGAAAUAUUAACAGUUAGGUAAGUAAGUUGACGUAUAUCUGUUGGCUUACGUCAUUGAUUGGGUUAGAGGUCAAUUAUUUUGAUUAUAAACUAUAGUGAUUAAUGGCUGGUGUUGUUUUUUGAUUUAAUUACAUAAAUUAUUGGUGAAUUUAUGUUAUAUUGAUAAGUGAUUAUUUGAUUAUUUCUAGUUAAUGCCCAUGGGUACCAGACUCGCUGAAAUGGCACGAAUGCGUCUUGAGUACGAUGAAGCACGAAAGCGCAUUCAAAAUAUACAACAGCAGUUAGCGGAUCUAGAGGAAAAAGUUAUGCCUGGCCAAGAAGAGUCAGACAAAGAUCGAUUGUUACUCUUCCAAGAAAAAGAACAACUCUUGAGAGAACUCAGAAGCAUAACACCUCGUUCUAGAAGUCAUCGUGAGAUGACCGACAUUCAAGGAGAAAUCAAGAAACUUGAACAGGAUCUGAACAAUGCGUUGGAAAUGUCCAAUAGAGCCAUUACAGAUAGGUAAUUGAUAAUUUACCUGUGUAACUAAUAAUAAUAAUAAUAAUAUUACACUUACUGACAUUUUCUUUACAUUUUUAGAUUAAGAUUGCACGAAGAAAAACAGUUAUUAUUGCAACAGCUAAAGGAAGCAUUGCGUUCGAUGACAUUGUUAGAAUCACAAUUGAAAACAUUAUCUGCAUCAACCUUAUCAGUUAGUUCUAGUUCAAGUUUGGGUUCCCUGUCUACAACUAGUAGCAAGGGUUCACUUAGCAGUGGUCUUAGUUUUACUGAUAUUUAUGGGGGACCUCAAUGUUUGGCUCCAGCUACAUAUGAUAGGCCUGUUGAUAUGGCUGAUUUACAUAAAAGGUAAAUUAGAGUUAUAAAAUAUAUAUAAUUAUUUUUAUUUGUAUGUAUUUGUUUACUUUAAUAUUUUCUGUGUUAAGUAGAGUUGAGAGGCUUUUGCGAGAUGAUAGCCAACCACCAGCUUAUGAAACCAUGGGUGAAUCAUCUAACACUGUAUCUAAUGUGACUGGUGUGCCAUAUUCUAGAAGUUGUCGACCUACAAGUCCUCCACUUUCACCCAUAUCUGAAACACCUCCUAGGAGUGUAUCGGCUGCUGUUAGUGACGAAUCGGUCGCUGGUGAUUCGGGUGUAUUCGAAGCCAGUCAUAAGUCUAAUUUUAGUACAGAAACUUCCCAAGUUCAAAUUAGACUGAGGUAUUUUAAGAUUAAAAUUAAUAUAUGUUUAUAUUAUGUAAGUUAUAACAAGCUGUUAAGUAUUAAUUACUUGUUCUUUUAGGUACUCAAUAGCUGAGCAAGUUUUACAUGUUUGUAUUGAAAGAUUGCGAAAUGUAGUAGCAUUAUCCAUUGCAGAGUCAUGGCAAUUGUAAAUAAUAAUUUAAUAACAAUAUUUAUUGUUAAAAUUAUAUAGGUUUUUUUUUUUAAAAUUUACAUUUAUAUUUUUGUUAUUUAGAUUUGUCAAAAUUUCAUUACUGCCUAGUGGUUCAAACUCCUCUUUAAGUGGUUGCACAAAGCCUAUAUCAGAUCUAGCAAAACCAAGGUUUGGUGACAGUUUUGCGUUUAAUUUACCAUCCAACAAAUUAUGUACAAAAACUCUACAGGUUAAUGUUUGGGGAUUGGGUCCUGAAGAUAUAACCGAGUGUUUGGUAAUUAUUGUACAGUACAAAGUAAUAAUUUGAUACUCAUUAAUAAUAAUUACCAAUUUAUCAUAGGCUUGUGCUCAAGUGAGUUUGGCCGAAUUUAAUGAGACUGAGAACAACUCUUGGUGCAAAUGGUACAACCUAUUAAGUUUGAAAUUUAUGCAUAAUGGUAGUUCUCUGCCUUCAAUCUUGCUCAAAGAUGACGGCGGUGGUUCUGAUGAUUCUACCAUAAUAUCUUCUCAGACUUCAACACUUACACGUAACCAAGGUAAAAUUUGUAUUUUAAAAUAUUAUAUUGUAUUGUUACAACUAUUAAUACUUAAUUAAAUAAUAGGCUGUUGCGAAGAAAAUGAUGCAAAGUUUAUUAAUGUUGAUAAUUUGAACGAGAAUGGAGUAGAAUAUGAAGACGGUGAUUCAGAUGAUAGUGUAAGUGAUGAUGAUGAUGAAGAAGAGGAUGAUGAUGAUAUUGAAGUCUAUCAGCUGGUUAAUGAAAAGAAAGAAUUAGAACAAGUAUUGGAAAGUCCUGUAAGUAUUUAAUAUAUCAAAAUUUGUCUUAGGUUUUAUUUUUAACAACAGAGUUUAUUUUGUGUCAUCUUAAUAAUUAAAAAUCAAACGAAAUAGUGUUUUAGAUUCUGAGUGGAAUGAAGAAGCUUAUGGUUUAAAAAUGAUGUUAUUUUUUUUAUUUUUUAUCUGUUAAAAACUUUUCUACCAGAAAUAUUGCUCCGAUUUACAAGUGUAGCGCUUUUUCUGAAAGAAAAUCUGACUGGGAUGGUACUUUAAAGAAGUAUUUUUUUUGAUUUUCUCAAUAUAUUGGAAAAACUCGACAAAAAAACUAGUGGCAAAGUGUAUGAGUUAAAAAUUAUUACUGCCUUUUUUUCCUGUGAACAACUUUUUUACAAGCAAUUUCGUUUCCUUUUUACAAUUAUAGAACUUUUUCUGAAAGAAAAUUUGUUUGAAGUAGUACUUUAGCUAGGUAAUCUUUUGAUUUUCUCAGUAUAUUGUAAAAAACUGAAAAAAAAAAUGGGAGAUCAGAAAAAUAUGUACAAUAUUAAACAAAUAUUAUUAAAGAAAAUAUUUAAUACAUAUAUAAUUAUUUUUUUAAUAUGACAUUAUCUAUUGUUGACAAAGCAACACUAUCAAUUGAACUUUGCUCAGAAUCGUUUUUUCGUUAGCAAUAGUUUAUAAUUGCUUACAGAUAUACAUUAAACUCCCAUCUAUAUUCUAUCUUUUUUAAUUUGUAUUUAUUAGGACAAGGAAAACGACACAGAAGACAAAGAAACCAAUACAGAAGGUGCCUUUAGUGGUAGUAAUGGGGAAAAUAAUAGAGUACCCACUAUAGUUAUCAAAAGGUCACAGACAUUUUCACCAACUGCCAAAAACCAAUAUAUUUGUAAAGUAAGUUAAAUGUUACUUGGAAGAAUCUUCAUUUGUUCUAAAUUCUACAUUUGUUCUACAACUAUAUUUAUAAUGUUAUUUUAUAGUUAAAUCGAAGUGAUAGUGAUAGUGCCAUGAAUUUGUAUAGACGACACAUAUCGUCGAGUGCCAGCAUGAAAGGAAUAGGAGGCAGUAAUGCUGAUUUGGCAUUCCGCCGUAAUUGUUUAGAACGCCGGUCUUUAAGAGUAGGACGAGGACCUGGCACAUCACCUAGCAGAUGUAUGCCAAAUGUAAACAGUACUUCUUGGUGUCGCCCACCAAGGACUUCCAUUGAUCUAGAGCUAGAUAGACAGGCACAACAUGCUAGGCUAUUAUCGCUGAACGAUGAGAUAUCUAGGCUUAGACAGUUAAAAAAUACACUGGAAAUAGCCAAAGAAACUGGUGAUACUGAUGUGGCCGCAUGGGUUUUGGAAGAUGAAGAAUUUCAAAAUCUUGUUAAAGAGGUACAUUGAAAGUUUUAUUUUUCAGGUAAUAUUAUAAAAUUGUUGUUUUGCUAAUUGGGUAUUAUUUUAUUAGGCUGGUGAUAAGACUCUUGAUGAAAAGAAAGUAGAACGACGACUGAAGAGAGCUUCACAAAAAUUGUACAAUUUAAGAAAAAGUAAAGCCGGUCAAGGAAAACCAGACAUCAUUUCGUUUAAGUAAGGGCAAAAAUUAGAUAAACUUAUAGUAGAGUGAUAAUAAUAUGCAGGUGACAUUAUUAUUAUAAAUUAUUAUUUUUCAGAGAGAAAAUGGCUUUCUUUACACGACCAGGUGUUUCAGUACCUGUACCUCCCACCAAAUCUUCACAAGAUCAAAAGACUACAGAAACACGAUAUCAAUACACCGUAGACAGAGUAUACGGAGUAGAGGUUUAGUCUUACAUUUUUAAUUAAUAAUAAACUAACAAAAAAAGAUCCCACCUGCCGUUAUUUAAAGACUAUGAUUUGUAUAUAAAAUAAAAAUAAAUAAUAAAGAGAAAAAUUUCAGUUUAUUUUUUACUUUAAUUUGUAAUAUAUUCAAUGUUGCAUUAUUUGUUUUUAUUUUUUAGUUAAAUUUUAUUUAUUGUUAUUUUCUUAUCUUUAUUUUGAUGAUAUUAUUAUUAUUUUUAUUGUUAAAAUUUUUAAAAGAACAAAUAAGUAAUAUUUUGUAUGUGCCUUAAUUAUAUAGAUUUUAGAUAGGUAGACUUAGGUUAGGUGUAAGUAUUUAAACAUUGAAAUUUGCCAUAAUUUAUUGUUAUUAUAUUAUAUGACUAUUAAUACUGUGUAUAAAAAGAAACCAAUUUUAGAUCUGAUAGUUCAUUUUUUAUAAUAUAUAUUUUUUAAUAUUAAAUCUUUUGUGUUUAUAUUAUAAUAUAUACACAAAGACCAACUUUAACCCUUAUUGGGGAAAUAAAAUUCAAUAUUUUAAAUUUUUGGCUGUGAAUAAAAGUUAUAAACAGUACCUAUAAACCAAACAAUGGUUUCAUUUUGCUGAAUCGCACACCUUUGUAAUAGUAUUGUUAAUUUUUUAUUGGUGCUAUAAUUCGUCGAUUUAUUGAAAACUAUUAGGCUAUCAAAUACGAAUUAUUUAUAUCAGAACAAUGUUAAUUGAAUCAGGGUAAAUUAUUAAUAAUUAUUAAUAGAAUUUUU
Messenger RNA from Cinara cedri, 30790 nucleotides. Lineage: Eukaryota; Metazoa; Arthropoda; Insecta; Hemiptera; Aphididae. The record is from the annotation of a GenBank genome assembly.